AUGCCUCAUCCAAAGAUCGAACCCAACGGCUCGUUGAUGCUCGCAUGGCAGGUUAAGAACCGCCACGUACUCGUCGUCGGAGGCGGGGAGGUUGCGGCAUCGCGGGUGUAUCACUUGCUCAACGCUAACGCCAAGGUAACACUUAUUGCACCGGAAAUCGUCUCCCAAGAGUUGCAAUUCCGAAUUGACAACGGAGAUCUCCACAAAGUUUGUGUAAGAGACUACCGGACCGCCGAUUUGACCAUGUACGAAGGGGAGGCGGUGAUUCCAGACCUUGACAACUUGCUGGACCCGGACUACGCUUACAUCGAUGACUUGGUGCAAUCGCGCCGCUUCGCGCUUGUACUUGUAGCGAUCAAUGACCACGUGCUCUCACGCCAGAUCUACUACCAGGCGAAAUACCUUGGGCUUAUGGCAAACAUCGCAGACAUUCCGCCGUUGUGCGACUACUACUUCGGGGCCAUCGUAAGACGUGGGUUCCUACAGGUGAUGAUCAGCACAAACGGCAGGUCGCCACGGAUGGCACAUUUGAUCAGAAACUUGAUCAUCGAGAAGUGCGGCUUUGACGAUCCCGAGUUUAAGAUCGACGAAAUUGUCGAGAAUAUUGGUAAGCUCCGAGCGAUGUUGAGAAAGAAGGUGGACGGUAUGGACGAAACGAGCAUCAAUAGCCGCAUGGAGUGGAUCAAGAGUGUCACGGAUAUGUAUUCGUUGCACCAAUGGAGCGCGGUGGGGGAAGAGCAUCUCAAGGAGAUCUUGGAUUAUUAUCCAGAGCAGCCGCCUGUGGAUCUCCUCAGCCAAGUGUCCCCACCGGAUCUCUCCAAGUUAUCCUUUGAGGUUUCUUAGUUAUACCUAAGAGUCGGAUAUAUAGUUCUGACCGCUCCCACGAAACAAACCUCAGAAGCAUUUCUUUCAGGUGAUUAAUCCACUCUUCAAUCCCAAUGUUCGUUGUUAUACGGAACUUGCCAGUCCCUCUCAGAGUUUUAUCAUGCUCAGAAAUGUUCAUUCAUGCUUUUUCAGCAUUUACAGUUCGUGCAUUAGGGAAGGUUUUCGAAGUAGAAAUAUAUAGCUAAAUCUACUCCUGUGCUGAAAGUAGGAGUAGCGCCAGGAUCCUGCUAACCAAGUCGACGC
Babjeviella inositovora NRRL Y-12698 is the source of this 1128-nucleotide messenger RNA. RefSeq names its product bifunctional precorrin-2 dehydrogenase/sirohydrochlorin ferrochelatase (gene MET8). The transcript has a single exon. The record is from RefSeq and is a predicted model, not a curated record. Gene Ontology annotation, molecular function: precorrin-2 dehydrogenase activity; protoporphyrin ferrochelatase activity. Gene Ontology annotation, biological process: siroheme biosynthetic process. Lineage: Eukaryota; Fungi; Ascomycota; Pichiomycetes; Serinales. The coding region runs from base 1 to 843 and encodes 280 amino acids.